This is a messenger RNA of Paramuricea clavata, 1827 nucleotides long. NCBI's taxonomy places the organism in Eukaryota, Metazoa, Cnidaria, Anthozoa, Malacalcyonacea, Plexauridae. The record is from the annotation of a GenBank genome assembly.
AUGGUUCUGCGAAAUCCUAAAUGUUGCCAUGGGGAUGUAUUUUAUGAUGUACAAGAUGGUCUUUUGUAUCAAAAUGAUGACUAUUUUGAAAAGCAUGAGAACUCCUUGUGUCUUAUACUAUAUCACGAUGAAUUGGAGGUGUGCAACCCGUUAGGCAGUAAUGCAGGGGUGCACAAACUCGACAUGUACUAUUAUACAAUUGCAAAUUUAUGUCCAAAGUUCAGGUCCAAGCGUUGUGCAGUCCAUUUAUUUGCGAUUGCUAAUGCUGAUUUAGUGAAGAAGUAUGGCAUUGAUACCAUUAUGAAGCCACUGGUGGAUGAUUUGAAUAUCUUGUACAAGGGAUAUAAGAUGGAGAUUAAUGGUGUUGAAAAAGUCAUCCAUGGAAAGGUUCUGAUUUGUGCUGGUGAUACCCUCGGUCAGCACUAUUGCGGAGGUUACAAAGAGGGAGUUGGAGUAGCUUUUCAGAAGUGUCGUCAUUGCCAAUGUGCAUUUGAACAAAUGCAACGUGACUUUCUGGAAGAAGCAUUUGUUCUCCGGACAAUGGAAACCUACAGUGCACAGUUUGAUGCCAUUGAACAGGCUCCAACUCUGAAUGUCCAAAACGAUCUGAAAACAACUUACGGACUAACUACAAGAAGUUCCCUUUGCCAGCUACCUACAUUUGAUGUCACCCAACAACUUCCCCAGGACAUCAUGCACACUUUGUUAGAAGGAGUUGUGCAAUAUGAGGUUAGACUAGUUUUGCUACACUACAUUCAGUCUAGUCAAACCAGUCUUUCAGAAAUCAAUGGAGCUAUUUUAAGUCAUGAAUAUGGCUAUUCAGAAAUCAGCGACAAGCCAAUUCCCCUGAGAGAUACUGUGUUCCACGGUGAUGAACGAUACAAAUUAAAGUACAAUGCUGCAAAAGCUCGGUUAUUCUUACGACUCUUGCCAUUUUUAAUCAGUCCUUUGAUUGACACUGAUGAUCAGUAUUACCAGUUUCUACUGCAGUUGAUUCAGAUUGUGCAGUUAAUUUUUUCACCUGUGAUUAAAUUGGAUACCAUCAAGCACCUGGCAGAACUUAUUGAACAGCAUCUUUCACAAUUUAAAGAGCUGUUCCCCAACUGCAAUAUAACUCCCAAACAACACUAUUUACUCCAUAUACCAACUUCAAUUCAAAUGCUUGGCCCAAUGGUUAGAUCGUCGUGUUUUAGCUUUGAAUCUGCCCAUAACUUCUUCAAGGAAUUAGCAAGAAAGCAGAAUUUCAAGAAUUUACCAUUGUCACUAGCAAAGCGCCAUCAGUUCAACUUGUGUUGCAACUUCGGUGAUGCUGCGGAAAAUCCAAGUUCGUAUCCUUUGUUUUCCAGUGAGAAAACAUUUGGUGUAUUAAAGAUGGUGAAUGCAGAAGUGUGUCUGUCCUUGCGAGAAAGAUUUAAUUCAUGCGGGCUUCUACCUGGUAUUGAUCUUGUAAAUGUGUACAAAGUUAGCUGGAUCACGCUUUUUGGCACAAAGUAUGCGAAAUCUGGUGUUAUUGCUGUUGAUGUUGCUGGAGACCCUGCACUGCCUGUUUUUGGUGUAAUCCUGUGUAUAUGGUCUAUUCUCGACUUCGUGUAUUUUGAUGUACGAUUGCUCCAUACACAACGUUUUGAUCAUAAAUAUCAAGCCUAUUGUGUCAGAGAUGUUGAAAAUUAUGAGGAUUGUACCACAAUUUGUCCAUAUGAUAAUUUAGUGGAUUUUAAUGUCUUUCAUUGUAAGAAAGAUAAACAUGGUAACCAGUAUGUUCCUGUUAAAUAUGACCUAUGUGACAUAAUUGAAGAACAUGCGGAAGGACGAAAUCCUCUUCAUUAG